AUGAAAUAUAAAGUCAAAGGAGUUGAAGGAACUUCUGAGGUUACUGAAAGAUCAAUUGUUCCAUCCAUUGUAGAUGAAUCUCCUAUUCAGAAUCCUCGUCCUAUUACUGCUGUUUCCGGUAUUUUUGAGGAAGAUGUAUUGAUUGAUGAUGUUAUUAAUGAUGAGGAAGAUAUUGAAGAGGAUGAUGACGAAGAGGAUGAUGAUGAUGAUAAAGUUGAUGAUGCAGAUGAUGUAUUCUCUGCAAGUAGUCACAGUGAUGACGAUGAAGACGACAGUCAAGGAGGUACAGGUGUUAAAGUCACCAAAGCAUCGAAUGAAGAGAAUGUCGAAGAUUAUCUUCAUGACGAUAUGAAUGAAGAGCCUGAGGAUGAUACAGGUGAGGGGGAGAACGUUGAGGAUCAGAAUGUUGAUAAAAGAGAAAAGUUUAUUUUGCGUCUCGAGCCUGAAGUUGAGGAAGAAGAAAUCAGGCAUACUUAUACCAUGAAUGAUAUUAUCGAAAUGACGCGUAUUGAUGAUCGUACCUUUAAGUUUGACUUUGAAGAAGAGUUGAAUGCAUUUGAUAUAAAUCAGCAACCCGACUAUCAAUACAAGUAUGUUGAGGAAGCUGAUAAUUAUGAUCGAGUUGAGGUUGAAGACUGUAGCGACGAAGAGAAUGUGAAUGCUGAUACUUCGAACUUUCUAACUCUUGUUGAAUUUUUCAGUCAAGAGAACAUCGAUGAAUUGAGAAGGAAAGUGGAAGAGUGUCUAAAGGAUAAGAACUUUGAUGGUACAACGAAAGAUGCACAGAAGGAAGAAAGAAAGAAGUGGUUUAGAAAGAGCAAUGAAAGAAAAUUCAAGUGGCCAUUAAAGUAUUAUAAGAGAGACAGGGAUGUGUCACUCGGGGAUAUCAUCAGUUAG
Molecule: messenger RNA, 897 nt
Organism: Helianthus annuus (common sunflower)
Lineage: Eukaryota; Viridiplantae; Streptophyta; Magnoliopsida; Asterales; Asteraceae
Product: protein PFC0760c-like
Exons: 1
Coding region: 1-897 (298 amino acids)
Source: RefSeq, a predicted model, not a curated record